Messenger RNA from Entrophospora candida, 215 nucleotides. NCBI's taxonomy places the organism in Eukaryota, Fungi, Glomeromycota, Glomeromycetes, Entrophosporales, Entrophosporaceae. The record is from the annotation of a GenBank genome assembly.
UUAAACGUUUGUUAAGACGUACAGUUUUAUCAAAAGUCCGACCUUUAUUAACUAAAACUCCGCCCAGAUGGGUUGAUUAUAGUCUAGAAAUUCGUAUGCGGCCAAUAUUUGUUGUCAGGCCACAUGCGAACUAUCAUCAAGAUAACGACGUGGCCAAUUCUGAAUUUUUGGCCACAUUCGAAUGUGGCGGAUUCCGCGUUUUUGGCCACAUUUGA